This is a messenger RNA of Rhinopithecus roxellana (golden snub-nosed monkey), 2272 nucleotides long. It is a transcript of the gene DNPEP, whose product is annotated as aspartyl aminopeptidase. Lineage: Eukaryota; Metazoa; Chordata; Mammalia; Primates; Cercopithecidae. The transcript has 14 exons. The coding region runs from base 360 to 1850 and encodes 496 amino acids. Gene Ontology annotation, molecular function: zinc ion binding; aminopeptidase activity. The record is from RefSeq and is a predicted model, not a curated record. Gene Ontology annotation, biological process: proteolysis.
GGGCGGGGCGGCCGGGGAAGCCUGAUGAUGGCCUGCGCGUGCGGCUCGGCCUGAAGGGGCACUCGGAGGACUUGCAGGGCUGGUGAGGGGCGGGGCAGGCGGCGCGGUGGGGGCGGGCCGAGCCCGGAGGCCGGAUGAGCGGACACGGCCCCACGCUCGGAGCCAUGCAAGUAGGUGGCUCCCGACGGCCCCGCUUGAAUUUCGAUCCCAAACCGGGUCCGGCGCUCUCCCAGGCCCAAGCUUAGCGCGGUGCUGCAGUGGGGCCGCCCGACCUAAAGCGAAACCGAAAGCCCCGCGGAGGGUGAUCUGACGACGUUCCCGGGACUGGAAGGGGGAGUCCUGCGAGAGACUGGGUGGCCAUGAACGGUAAGGCCCGCCAAGAGGCGGUGCAGACUGCGGCCAAGGAACUCCUCAAGUUCGUGAACCGGAGUCCCUCUCCUUUCCACGCUGUGGCUGAAUGCCGCAACCGCCUUCUCCAGGCUGGCUUCAGUGAACUCAAGGAGACUGAGAAAUGGAAUAUUAAGCCCGAGAGCAAGUACUUCAUGACUAGGAACUCCUCCACCAUCAUAGCUUUUGCUGUAGGGGGCCAGUAUGUUCCUGGCAAUGGCUUCAGCCUCAUCGGGGCCCACACGGACAGCCCCUGCCUCCGGGUGAAACGUCGGUCUCGCCGCAGCCAGGUGGGCUUCCAGCAAGUCGGUGUGGAGACCUAUGGUGGUGGGAUCUGGAGCACCUGGUUUGACCGUGACCUGACUCUGGCUGGACGCGUCAUUGUCAAGUGCCCAACCUCAGGUCGGCUGGAGCAGCGGCUGGUGCAUGUGGAGCGGCCCAUUCUUCGCAUCCCACACCUGGCCAUCCAUCUGCAGCGAAACAUCAACGAGAACUUUGGGCCCAACACGGAGAUGCACCUAGUCCCCAUUCUUGCCACAGCCAUCCAGGAGGAGCUGGAGAAGGGGACUCCUGAGCCAGGGCCUCUCAGUGCUGCGGAUGAGCGGCACCAUUCGGUCCUCAUGUCUCUGCUCUGUGCCCAUCUGGGGCUGAGCCCCAAGGACAUAGUGGAGAUGGAGCUCUGCCUUGCAGACACCCAGCCUGCGGUCUUGGGUGGUGCCUAUGAUGAGUUCAUCUUUGCUCCUCGGCUGGACAAUCUGCACAGUUGCUUCUGUGCCCUGCAGGCCUUGAUAGAUUCCUGUGCAGGCCCUGGCUCCCUGGCCACGGAGCCUCAUGUGCGCAUGAUCACACUGUAUGACAACGAAGAGGUGGGGUCUGAGAGUGCACAGGGAGCACAGUCACUGCUGACAGAGCUGGUGCUGCGGCGGAUCUCGGCCUCAUGCCAGUACCCAACGGCCUUCGAGGAAGCCAUACCCAAGUCCUUCAUGAUCAGCGCAGAUAUGGCCCAUGCUGUGCAUCCCAACUACCUGGACUUGGAGGCCUGGCUGUUCUGGGCCCCCACUCAUUCCCUUUGGGCCUGUCAUUACUUCUGCCUCACCGUUGACUCUCCCCAGGGCCCCGUGAUCAAGGUGAACAGCAAGCAACGCUAUGCCUCAAACUCAGUGUCAGAGGCCCUGAUCCGAGAGGUGGCCAACAAAGUCAAGGUCCCCCUGCAGGAUCUCAUGGUCCGGAAUGACUCCCCUUGUGGAACCACCAUUGGACCUAUCUUGGCUUCUCGGCUGGGGCUGCGGGUGCUAGAUUUAGGCAGCCCUCAACUGGCCAUGCACUCUAUCCGGGAGAUGGCCUGCACUACAGGAGUCCUCCAGACCCUCACCCUCUUCAAGUGUACACAGUACCGUUUUCAGCUGCCAGCAUCUGCAGUUCUUGCCCGAUGGCUUUCCCAAGGGCUUUCUUUUGCUGCUUGACUACAGUUUUCCACUCCCAUGGCAGUUGGAAGCACAGGGGAAUUCAAGCUCCAUCCCAGAGCAGCUCUAACCAAUAACUGGCAAGACUUGGUGUCUGAAUACCGCAGCUCCCUCCCAUCUGGGGUGAGAGAACUCUGAGGCAUGUAGUUUACACUGGCUCCCAGAGGCCCCCCAGCAGAAUUUCGCUCCAGAGUUAAGCCUGAUAACACAGGCCUCUAUUGGCCAUCUCCCCUUCCUUGUCUCACUUCCACACUCCCUAACCAACGUGUUCCUUCACCUCUCAAUAAAUUCCUUGUACAGAGAUCCUUGUUUCGGGGUCUGCUUCUGGGAAAACUGAAACUAAGUUAGAAAUCUUCUGAGAUUUUUGGAUAAGGAUUACGAUUCAGCAUUGUACUCCAGGUCUUUAGCUAUGUACUAAAACA